AUGAAGGUGAACAUGUUUCUGCAGCGUAUGUUGAAAAGAAACAGCGACGAAGAGCUGAACGUAGAGCCAAGGUGCGGGAAGGAGGAACAAAAGAGGAACGAGGCAGUAAGGUCAGGGGUUUCGAAGGGAAAUUGGAUCAGGAAGCUGGGGAAUUAUUCACCGAGCAAGUACCAAGUUCCAGCGAGUCCCGUGAGGAUGAAAGCUCUGGACAGAAGUGGCCUCUGCAACACCUACGAGGCUUCCACUCCUACGAGAACUUCCAGAACCCCCCUCGAGAUGCCCGACUUGGAGAGCAUUAUUCGCGAAUUCGAGAUGGGUUUUCUCUCACCCUCGAAACAAGACGUUGCCGCUGACGGUUCCAAGCAGAAGAACUUCGUUAAGAAGAUUGUCGCAGCUUUCGAGGUGAAGUACAAGGGCUAUAACGAUAUGAAGACUGCGUAUGAAGCCAGAGAGAGCGCAGAGGAGAGUAAAUUAGACAUCGCCAUUGGGGAGACCUCGAAAAGAAGAUCCGGGAUUUUCACUCCUUUCAAAAGCUCCUCCGACGAAGGCAGGCCGUGUGGAAAACUGGAUGAUUCCCCGAUGUCGAAAGGAAAUCGAGAAGAUGUAAGUGAAAUAUCUGAAAAUUCUACACCUUCGAACAAUCGUUCCGGAAGCUCGAAGAGGAGACCGCGAAUUUUUGGCUCGCCUUUCAAAAUCUCCUCCGACGAAGACGGAGACAACUUUGAUGAUUCUUCGCAACCGAACGAAGAGGAAACAAAAAAUGCAAACAGGAAGACGGAGAUUUUCGUUACUCCGUCGAAGGACAAGACUUUCAACUUGAAGAGCGCCGGUAAAUCGGGAAUAUUCUUAUCUCCCUUUAAUCGUAGCAAUUGCAAGAAUACAAGCAGGAGUUCGUCGGAGAUCUAUACAAGUCCCGUGAACAUCGAACGUCGAGACUCGAAGGAUUCCAGUUCAGACUGCUCCAGCCUUUUCAAGUUCGGCAAAGAAGAAUCCUCUCGAAGAUCGAACUUUCAUUUCGAUCUGUUGAAGGUGUCGUCCCACGACGAUACGAAGACCAUGGAUGAUAUCGGUCUCGACGUGACUUUACCAGAACCGGAAGAAACGAUUCUGUUGGAUGAAAACACGCUUCCGAAGACGAGCACGAUGAUUAACGAGUUCGCGAACGAAGGAGAUGAUUCAGUGGUGACAGUUUCAAGUGUAGACAAGACUCCAAAAAUAGUGGGGGCGUUUCUAAAGAAACCAAUCGAAGUGGAGGACACUUCGAUCGACUGGAUACCUAUCACCGGGAAGAAGUUACCGCGAAAGAGAUCGCUGAAGAAGCUGUUGUACUCGUUGGCCGGCAAGAAGUUCGAGAAGAAGAGUAAGCUGUUCUCCUCGGAGAGAAACUUGAACGAGGAGUCGCGAGAGUUUCAGGAUUCCGGCUACGACGAGAGGUCUUGCUCUUCGUCUUCUUUAACUUCUCUCAUUUCCAUUACGGAGGUCCUACUUCAACAGGAAAACACUUACGUCGAGCCAGAGAGGAGGAGAACUACCCUAAGCACCUUCAGAUCGAGGAACUCCUUGGACGAAGAGGAAGACGAAGCGUUCUGCGAUGCUUAUCGCUGUACAGGGAAAUUUAGCAGAAGGAAGCUACUCCUAACCGAAGUACCUCGGAAAGAUGUGAAACUAGAUCUCGGGCCGUCUUAUCCACCGUCUUAUAAGAUGACUUGUAGCUCGCCUCCUCCGGUAGGUGUUCCUUUAAGGAAAAUACCCAAACAUCCGUUCCUCUCCAAGAUCCCGAAACAUCCGUUCGUCGCGCUAACGAAGAUGGACGAGCCCCAGGAAUUUCAGAACGCUCAGGUGUGUCGCACCAGCCAGGAACCGCUGGUGAUCAUUAAGAACGACUUGUACGAAGUGGAGUUUCGUAGAAGCUGCGACGACAUUUGCUCCUCCAACUCUUGUCGCAGCUCCUCGUCGGCGGCGAGUCAGUACGAUGUACCGAGGAGGUUCUUGUCGAAAUCUGAGCCUGAAAUCUCGUCGAUCUGCCAGUCACAACCAAUCAGACGAGAAAAGACGUCGGAAUACGACGUUCCAAAUUCCCAACCUAUCGAGAGACCUAGAUCCAGCGUUUUCGAGGAUGCACUUUCGUUGAAGAGGAGGAGCGUCAAUUUAGGAGAUCCGACUACUUCCAACUACGCGGUUCCACGUGAUUUAGGGUCUCCGUAUGCCACAAUUAAACCGAGGAAUACCAGGAUUUAUCUGAAUAACGAGACGCUGCGUUCCUUCAACGACUUGACUUCCAUGGAGAAGAGUUCUGCGCUUUAA
Molecule: messenger RNA, 2304 nt
Organism: Habropoda laboriosa
Lineage: Eukaryota; Metazoa; Arthropoda; Insecta; Hymenoptera; Apidae
Exons: 4
Coding region: 1-2304 (767 amino acids)
Source: RefSeq, a predicted model, not a curated record